Messenger RNA from Cyphomyrmex costatus, 1764 nucleotides. It is a transcript of the gene Sras, whose product is annotated as Ras converting CAAX endopeptidase Sras. Gene Ontology annotation, molecular function: metalloendopeptidase activity. The transcript has 6 exons. Gene Ontology annotation, cellular component: endoplasmic reticulum membrane. Gene Ontology annotation, biological process: CAAX-box protein processing. Bases 509 to 1390 code for a protein of 293 amino acids. The record is from RefSeq and is a predicted model, not a curated record. Lineage: Eukaryota; Metazoa; Arthropoda; Insecta; Hymenoptera; Formicidae.
UCGUUGCCGUCGUUGUCCUCCUCCACCUCCUCGUCCGUCGCCGUCUGUCUCUCUUGUUCCGCUUCUGUGUGCGACUCGUCGCACUACGAGGUCGAUGCGCGAGAUCCGGCGGUACCCUUCCCCGGCAGUGGGGCAGCCGCCGUGGUACCGUGUUCGGCGCGGCGGACGCCCACGGCAGAAGCUGCCAAAAGCCUUAGGAUGCACUACACAAUAGCGACAUUACACGGCGGCCAUCUUCUUGGUCUCUGCUCGCCGACUGGCCCAGAGGGCAGCCGCCAAUCGGACAAGUUUCUGCCCCGCGAGUGCGUGCCGUCAUCCACCCCCCACCCCCCAUUCAACUCGCACCGUCCUACCGUCUCCAACCCUCUACCGCUGCGGCGCCUCUAUCUCUCUUCUCUUUCCUUCUCUCUCUCGUCCCCGCGAUCUCCGCUAACGCCACGGGGCUUAUUACCGAGCCCCCCUUCCGCAGUGGAGCGCGACACAGGCGACCGACAUCGGUUAUGGAGUUAUGGAGGCCGUGGAACCAAGUACCGAUAAUUCGCCGAACUGCGCCUCGGCGAUCCUCGCGUGCUUCGCGCUCUCGAUCGUCUACGUGGCGAGCCUGUAUGUCUGGAGUUCGCCGCACAACAGAGAGCACCCAUCGACCAUAAAGAAACGAUUUUUUAGCGUAUUUAUCAUGACUUUCGUUUCACCAGCGUUCUUGUACUUUGGACUAAAUGACAAGAUAUUUCAAAAGACAACCAUCUGGGAGAUGCUGGGUCUUCGAUGGACAGGUCUGGUACAAGCGACUGUGAUAUCGCUGCUUCUAACGAUGAUCCUGUUCCUAGGUCCCUUGAGUUUACAAGGAUUUAAUGGGCUGUGGCGAUUGUACGCUGAACCCAUGUAUUGGCUGGCAAGCGUACAAACUUUAACUUGGUGGAGAAAUCAGGUGGUCGCUCCAUUAUCCGAGGAAUGGACCUUCAGGGCUUGCAUGUUGCCAUUACUCCUGCAAUGUUUCACACCGACUACUGCCAUAUUCGUGUGUCCUCUAUUUUUCGGGGUGGCUCAUUUUCAUCAUGUAGUGGAAAGAGUAAAGAUGGGAAUGAGCAUCAAGCAUGCAUUGUUUAUAUCUUGUUUUCAGUCUACAUACACAACGUUAUUUGGAGCGUACGCGGCCUUUCUUUUUGCGAGGACAGGGCAUUUUGUUGCACCAUUUGCUGCGCAUUCAUUCUGCAAUCACAUGGGAUUUCCUGAUCUUUCUGAGAUAGCAACAUACAAGGAUCCACUGAAAAGAGCUGGAUUGAUGUGUCUGUUUGUAAUCGGCUUGGUCGCCUGGUGCUACUUGUUGAUGCCGAUGACUCAUCCAUCAUUGUUUAAUAAUAAUUUAUUCUGGACUAAACACUUUAUAUGAAAUACGUCCGAUCUCUAACAAAUAUUAGGAUAUAACAAAUACUAGGGUUAAAUGUUUUUAUGCAGAAUUUACCGUAAAUAUUCCACAGAUCUUCCGGUUUACAUUAUUGUGGAAUAUUUUAUAUUUAUGUUUAACAAAGAGUACAAUACCGAUAUGUCGGAAAAUAAUGCAUGAUUAAAAUUACUCUACUAGACUAAUUUUAACUAUAUAUUCGACAACUACAAUAUUCAUAUAUCUAUAAUUUAACUAAUCGUGCAGUUCGGCAUUGUUACAACGUAUAUCACCGUAGUGCCUGAGAGUUAAACUUUUAUAGUAGCGAUUAUGAAUGUUACAACUGUUAGAUGAAUUUGUUCGCAAAACCAAAAUGCGAAGAA